This is a messenger RNA of Sycon ciliatum, 1828 nucleotides long. RefSeq names its product non-homologous end-joining factor 1-like. The coding region runs from base 95 to 1180 and encodes 361 amino acids. The record is from RefSeq and is a predicted model, not a curated record. Gene Ontology annotation, molecular function: DNA end binding. Gene Ontology annotation, cellular component: nucleus; DNA ligase IV complex. Lineage: Eukaryota; Metazoa; Porifera; Calcarea; Leucosolenida; Sycettidae. The transcript is spliced from 8 exons. Gene Ontology annotation, biological process: double-strand break repair via nonhomologous end joining.
AAUGAAACAAGCGAAUAUCCUCAACAAAUUAAAAUUAUUAUUAUUAUUUUGACGUUCUCCCUGAGCAAAGUAGGUCGAGAAGAAGCUAUACCUGAUGAAUCCCGUCACGAAAUGGAAAGUAGGCCUACAGAGUGCUCCGUGGCGGCCGCUGACCGUGGAUGGCGACUCGUACUUGCUGAAAUCCGUGGCCGAUGACCAUGGGUAUCAUGUAGCUAUUAGUGACUUGGUGUCGAUCUGGUUUGAGCAAUUAGACGCCGACGUGUUCCACGCUCGAUCGAAGGAAGUCAACCCCAAGGUGGAAGCUCCGGUUACACGGCUUAUAAGACACGUCAGCUCCUUCAUCAGCACUGAGCCAUCCAAAGAUGCGGAGUUCCACUUUGCAAAGUCUUCCGGCGAAGAUGAGAGUACACAGUCGGUGACUUUGCACCUGAAAACUAAACUGGCGUCUCUGCCGUAUAAAUGGGAGUUUCGGCUGCAACAAGGCAAUGCCGGUGAUGUGAGCGAGCACGUACUCUGUCCACUGUUGCUGACCGCGGGGGAACUGCAGCGCAGGACACAAGAGCUACAUCAGCUUCUCGUCAAGAAGGAUAAGGAGAUUGCCGAGUACAAGAGCUGCGGAGCGCGGAUCACCAGACGGCACUUGGAGACCAGCUCGUUUGAUGCUAAGGUGUUUGAUAACGAAAUGCUUGUCAGUAAGAAUUUCACCAGUCUGUUGGAAUCAUCACCAGCUCUGUGCACUGAGUCGUUCUCCGAUGUGUACAAGCAGGUCAUGAUGCAGCAUCACCGGCAGCAUCAACAACCGGACGACGUACCGGAUAUGGACCCGCUGGACGAGAUGAUGGCUUCAUACUCGCAGGAACUUCCGUCGUCGCUGGUUCCUGGCCCGUCCGCUUCCAGCUCGUACACGUAUCGUCUUCCUGCCUCCCUGGUGCCUAGUACGGUCAGCGGAAGUGAUGAGCCAGCGGCGAAGCGUGCAUUCCGCAGCCCGCCCAUUUCUCCCAAAAAAGGCACAGCUCUUACGUCGCCCGACAAGGCAUCGCCGAAGAAAUCCCCGGCCAAGGGCAAAACAAGCGAAGCGCAGUCUCAGGAACAAGAGCUACAGCGACGGCUGGAGAUCGAAGAGCGCCUCAAGCAGCAGGCCAGCAAGCAGAAGACGAAAAAGAAGAAGAUCAAGCUCUGAAGGUUCCUUGCCGUUGUUCUGGUGGUGAGAUUGUCCUGUUCUUGUUGUUUGAAAGUUUACACGGCAACUACUCGUGUGCUGUCACAUGUGCUGAUGGCAUGAUUACCUCAAGCAUGAAACUAUGGUAUGAAACACAUUUAUUUCCAAGACUCCCCCCCCACACACACACAACACAUACUCCCCUAUUUCUAGACCAUAAUUAUGGAAGAACUGUGACUGUGUGGUCUUUCGAUAUCUAAAUAAAUGCCGGCUGCUUGAUGCAGAUUAUAUGCCAGUGCUUGACGUUCAACUUAGCUCGUGACUCGUAGCUGUUUUUAGGUAUCGCUUAUGAAUUAUGAUUACUAGUAGGCAUUCGCACUUAGCGACAGAAAAGCAGGGAGUAUUUUGCAGGUGUAAGGAAAUCCAGUUCUGUUCCUCAUAUGCCGAUUGUCGUAGCUGUGCCAAGCUGAACAAGAAUAUCAUUCAGUGUUUCUCUUUUUUUCUUUUCUACCAUUUUCAAGACAUCAGUAGGAGCCAUGCCUCGCACACACACACACACACACACACUCACACACACACACACACACACACACAGGCUGUUUUCUGAGUUUUUGAAUGUUGAACUUUGAACUUUGAUUUCGAAUUGUCGAAUGGUCUUUUCUUCCAUGA